Cyphellophora europaea CBS 101466 is the source of this 1764-nucleotide messenger RNA. RefSeq lists its product as uncharacterized. The record is from RefSeq and is a predicted model, not a curated record. Bases 1 to 1764 code for a protein of 587 amino acids. Gene Ontology annotation, cellular component: membrane. Lineage: Eukaryota; Fungi; Ascomycota; Eurotiomycetes; Chaetothyriales; Cyphellophoraceae. The transcript is spliced from 2 exons. Gene Ontology annotation, biological process: phosphate ion transmembrane transport.
AUGGUCGAACGCGCCCUGCCCGAGUACGACUACAUCUUUGCCUUUGGCUUGAUCUUUGCCUUCCUUGACGCCUGGAACAUCGGUGCCAAUGAUGUCGCCAACUCCUUCGCGACCUCCGUCUCCUCCAGGUCCCUGACCAUGUUGCAAGCCAUGGCCAUUGCCACCGUCUGCGAGUUUGGUGGUGCUGUCCUUGCCGGAGCUCGUGUCUCUGGCACAAUCAAAAACGGUAUCAUCUCUACCUCCGAGUACGAAAGCAACCCCUCGGUGCUCAUGCUGGCCAUGCUUUGCGCCCUGGUCGGUUCCUCGCUCUGGCUUACUCUCGCCACCAAGAUUGGUCUGCCCGUGUCGACGACCCACUCCAUUGUCGGUGGUAUCAUCGGUGUGGCUUUCGCCACCAUUGGUGCAAAUGGCGUGGACUGGUCUUGGGAAGGUGUCUCGCAAGUCUUCGCUGCCUGGGGCAUUGCUCCCUGCAUUGCUGGUGCUUUCGGUGCCAUUGUCUUCCUCAUCACCAAGUAUGGUGUGCUCGAGCGCAAGAACCCUCUGAUCUGUGGUUUCUGGAUGAUUCCUUUCUACUUCGGUGUCACCUCGGCCGUCCUCACCAUGAGCAUUGUCUGGAAGGGCGCUGCCUCUCUCAACCUUGAUGACUGGGGCACAGCCCCCACUGUUGGUACCAUCUUCGGUACUGCUGGUGGUGUCAUCCUGCUGUACGCUCUCUUUCUUCUGCCCUAUCUUUACCGGAAGCUCUACCUGGAUGACUGGACUAUCAAGUCAUGGGAGGUCAUCAAGGGUCCUAUGCUGUGGUUCCGUGGCGACGUUCCUCCCAUGCCUGAAGGUAUGGAGAAGCAAAUCGUCCAGGACUACUACCGUGGCCACACCGUCAAGAACGGUCACCCUGCCAUCACCAACAACGUCCCUGCCACUAGCAACCCCGAAGACAUCGAGAAGAACGCUGCUAUCAACGCCUCGUCGGACAGUGAUAUUGUCGCCCCCGAGCAUGCCAACGGUACUGCUCCCCUCACCGGCCAGGAACUCGCCAGGUCCAAGGCGUACGCUCAACCCUGGACUACCGCCGGCGGCUUCUUCGCUCGUGCCAAGUACUUCUUCUUCCGCGGUGUCAACCGUGACAUUGUCGAGGAGCAGGGCAUGGCUGGCCAUGAGCCCAAGGGUUUCGCUGCUAAGAUUCUCGCAAAGGAUCUCUCCAAGGUGCACUGCCACGUUCCCGCCUACGACAACAAGACCGAGCAUCUGUACUCCUUCCUUCAGGUCAUGACCGCCGCCGUCGCUUCAUUCGGUCACGGUGCCAACGAUGUCUCGAACGGUGUCGGUCCCCUCGCUGCCAUCUACCAGAUCUGGAGGACUAACGAAGCUUCUUCCCGAUCUGAAGUCCCCAUCUGGGUCCUGGUCUAUGGAGGUGCUGCUAUCUCUAUCGGUCUCUGGACUUACGGUUACAACAUGAUGCGUAACCUGGGUAACCGCCUCACCCUGCACUCUCCUUCCCGUGGUUUCUCCAUGGAGUUGGGUGCUGCUCUUACCGUCGUUCUGGCUACCCGUCUUGCCCUGCCCACCUCCACCACUCAGUGCAUCACUGGUGCCACCGUCGGUGUCGCCCUCUGCGCUGGAACCAUCAAAGCUGUCAACUGGAGAAUGAUUACCUGGAUCUACAUGGGCUGGUUCAUCACCCUCCCAGUCACCGGUAUCAUCUCCGGCUGCACCAUGGCCAUCAUCAUCAACGCCCCGAGAUGGGGCCUGCAGCCUGGCCAGUAA